AUGUCGAAGAUCAACGUCGUUGUACUUGUGGCCAUGACCGUCUCCAUGCUCCUCGGUGUCCAGGCUCGUCCCUCGGACUCCCCGGAUGCCCAUGCCGAGAUCCGGAGCUUUGUCAACGAGCAACAGGAUGAUGGCAGCUACAACUACCAGUUCGAGACGUCCAAUGGGAUUGCGCAGCAGGAGCAGGGAGUCGGCGGUUACUACGCCAGCGGUUCCUCUCAGUACUACACUCCAGAGGGCCAGCUCAUCCAGCUGACCUACACGGCCGACGAGAACGGAUUCCAGCCGCAGGGUGAGCACCUGCCCACGCCGCCACCAAUUCCAGAGGCCAUCCAAUCGCUGGAAUGGAACCGUAACCACCCGGAGGAGACCGAUGGCUAUGAGCACCACGACCACCACCACAACCACAACCACGGACAGGAGCAGGGCAAGCAGUAUCUGCAGCCAGCUGGUGCCCUCCUGGCGCCUGCUGCCGUGUCCGUGGGUCAGGGCCUGCCCUAUGACAGGAAGGUCUAA
This is a messenger RNA of Drosophila serrata, 516 nucleotides long. RefSeq names its product Cuticular protein 65Eb (gene Cpr65Eb). Gene Ontology annotation, cellular component: chitin-based extracellular matrix. The record is from RefSeq and is a predicted model, not a curated record. Gene Ontology annotation, molecular function: structural constituent of chitin-based larval cuticle. Lineage: Eukaryota; Metazoa; Arthropoda; Insecta; Diptera; Drosophilidae.